Toxotes jaculatrix (banded archerfish) is the source of this 4379-nucleotide messenger RNA. It is a transcript of the gene camkmt, whose product is annotated as calmodulin-lysine N-methyltransferase. Gene Ontology annotation, cellular component: cytoplasm. The coding region runs from base 130 to 1149 and encodes 339 amino acids. Gene Ontology annotation, molecular function: calmodulin-lysine N-methyltransferase activity. The transcript has 11 exons. The record is from RefSeq and is a predicted model, not a curated record. Lineage: Eukaryota; Metazoa; Chordata; Actinopteri; Toxotidae.
UCUGCGUUGGUGUAGUUCACAGAAAAAGCCUUAUUUUUGUAUUGCCACACUGCUACCGAUAACUGUGACAGCUCUGCAGCCAGUGCAUUUGUUUACGGAUUUAUUUCCUCUCGUAACUUCGGAGAUAAAAUGGACAAGGACUCAACCGGUGCUGCAGAAACGACCGAGCCGGCUUCGCCUUUGGAGAAAAAUAUUAAUGAAGACACCUGCCCAGCCGAUUCCCACACCUCCCGGACUGGGAACUGUGGUGCUACUGAUGUCGCCCGAGCCAGGUGGACUCUACUGAGACAGGUGUUGCGUCAGAAGCAGAUGGACAGUCCAGAGGCCAAACAGGUGUCUGUUCGCAGGUUUGCCACGUUUGACCUUUUCAGCAGGAAAAGGCUUGUGACACAAGACCCUAGUGAUACCUCAGAUGACCAGUGGGUGGAGUACAGAAGUGUCUGCUCUCCAGAGUACAGUGCCUUACUCAGGGACAGCCUGGGGCCUCUUAGAGUUAAUGAAGUGCUCAGCAGUUUUGACAACACUGGUAAUGUCUGUGUGUGGCCAUCUGAAGAGGUGAUGGCUCAUUACUGUCUGCAGAAACGUCACUUGUUCAAGGGUGCAGUAUGCGAGUUAGGAGGAGGUAUGACCUGUCUUGCAGGGCUCAUGGUUGCCAUUUGUGCUGACGUGAAGGAAGUUUUGCUAUCAGAUGGGAACGAGAAGUCCAUUCAGAAUGUACGAGGGCUGGUCAAGAGAAACAGGCAAGCUGGAAAGUUUGGGUCAGCGCCUGUAUCUGCAAGGGUGGUAAGGUGGGACUGUGAGUCAGACAUUUCAGCACUAGAGGGUCACUUUGACAUCGUCAUGUGUGCAGACUGUUUGUUUCUCGACCAGUACAGAGCCAGCCUGGUUGAUGCUAUAAGGAGAUUACUGCAACCAAAUGGCAUGGCGUUGGUGUUCGCUCCGCUGCGAGGCGAAACUCUGAGGCUGUUUUGUCAACUGGCCCAGGAGGCCGGACUCUACGUCUCUCAACACCAGCAGUAUGAUGCUCAGGUCUGGGAUGUUCACUUAAAGAUGCAGAGAGAGGGAAAAGAAGCAUACGACGAGAACAUCCACUAUCCUCUCCUCAUUACCCUGACCAAAGAACCUCAACCUAUCAGCCACUCUCAGUAAACCAAAACAAGUGAGCCCUCAUCUCUACACAGUACCACUCCACAUGCUUUUGGAUAUUUGAGAUGGAAUAAUACUACACAGCCGUGUCAACAAUGUGAUCCACAUGUGAUCUAAGUGAGCAGGAAGAAUUGCACUGAAAGAGCAGUAUUAGAAGACAGCAGGGUUGUGUUUGUGUCAGUAUUUUAGUAAAAUUGAGAAAGACAGAAAAUCAAGUUGUGGUUAUAUUUGAGACAUUUUUAUAUUUACAUUGGCCACUGAGAGGAUUUAUCACCAGAUGAUGCAGAGUUUUGGACAAUAUUUGACUGUGCAUGUUUUGUAGUUUGAAGUGCUGGUGAGGAACAAUCUCAUUUCCAAAGCAGUGGGGACACAUUUACUGCAGCUGAGGAGAAAGAAAAAGAGAGGUGAAUAUAUUCUCACCUUGUAGGUUUUAACCAUCUGCCAUAUGCUAAAAAAUUCAAAACGUGAUCACUCUUCUAGUCAGCCAGUCACUCAACUAUUUGGUUAAUCAGCCAUCCAGGACAAUGAACCACAUUGCCAUAUUGUCAGGUAACCAGUCAGUACUCCAGUCAUCAUCACAACCAACUGGCCAGUCAGUUAUGUCAGUUAACUAGUUGUUCAGUCAGUCAGUGACACUGACAUAUCCAGAGUCCUCCUUUCAGCCUUCUUUAACCAGUUGGAUUUAACCUACGCCACUGUGUUUCCGGCCCCAGCAAGGAGGCCAGCUCUAAUUCAUUAGCUGUCACAGACUUUGGCGCAGCUCACAGUUUUCUCUACAUUUCCUUUAUUUCUUCUGAUAUAACUCAUUCACCCAGUCAGAGGUCAGUAUUAAGAACUUCUUUUGUGCAUUAAUUACAACAGUGCAUUAACACAGAGACUAAGGAGCAAUUGUUGUUGUCCAGGAGCUACAGCUUUCAUAGUGUGCAGCAACAUCGCCAUGGAUACAAGUAGUCCACACUACAUUACACAAUAAUUUAAUUUUACACAGCUCUGUUGGUGUUAUAAUCUCUGAUUGAACUGUGCAACAGACUCUUCUUCUGUCGCUGUAAUUCCACCAACAUCACCUCCAGCUCCUGCUCCAUGCAUACUCUAUUAAAAAGUUUGCUAUGUGCAACUAAAGCUCCGAGUCUGAACCCACCUCCAGGUAGUGCAAGUGUGUCCAAAGAGAGACAGAGAGAGAAAAUACAUGAACAUUAGUUGUGAUGUCUUAUAUUUGUCACAUUCAUUGACACGUGACCCCAAUACUGUGGAAUAGAUUAAGAAAACACUACAUGAUUUCCUGUACAUAGCAAGAUUUCUUUGCAUUUAUUUUGUUUCUUUUUCUUUUCUUUCUUUUUUUUUCUUUUUUUGUUGUGCAGACCUCUCAAUGGUCUCUUACCCCCAGUGUCCACUGGCACUGUGACCAAAGUGUGUCACUCAAAGUUCACAUGUGCCAGGUCUAUUUUUGGGGCUGCUUGUGUGCUUGUGUUACUUUUGAACCUGUGUAGUUGACUGCAUAUAUUGACAGACAGUUGACAGGGAAAUGAAUGUUUAGUGGUGUGGUCAUUUAUCGUUGAUUUAGUCUUUACAUAUAUAUAUGGCAAAACUAUAUUUCUUUCUUUUUUAUGUUACUUCUCCAGGAGGAGGACAGGGUGUACUAUGGAUUUCUUUCUGCUAAAAUACACUAUUCAGAAAACUAAAGUGCAGCCACAAACUAUCUGUUACCACAGUGAUAAUAAAGGAGCUGCAAACAUGGUGUGAAUAUAAAACACAAAGAAUAUCUACCAUAGUUCUUAAAAGUCCCUCAACAGCAAAGACUUUUACACAUUUCAGGCCAGUUGUUCCUUGAUUUCCUGUUUGCAUUUUUUCUAUCAACACAGUUUUACUCAGGUCUUUUCCCUUGCAUUCAGCCAUUUCUUCUUCUUUCUUGUGGUAUUAAAAACAAAUGCCAAGUGUUAGUUGGUCACUCAAGCCUGAAGUUGAACCUAUCACUAGUAAAGUGUUUCCAUAUUUCACUGUGAUCCAUUGCUGUAUACAACAGCCAAGAAGCUAUGCAGUAUUUCUCAGUGGCUGCUGUUUACAUUCCUCAUGUUAAAAAAAAAAAAUCCACCUUCAGAAAUAAAAAGUAUUCCCUUUGUAUAACUACUCUGAAAACUAAAUUAAACCCGUUUUAUCAGUGCUCUUGAUGCUUUGAGGACUUAAACGGCAUUGCAAGGUUUAGAAGAGUAUUUAAUUACAUUUUUUAUCUAUAAUGCAGUUUGCUGUGUACCUUUGAUCUCUGUAGGCUAACAUACAAAUACCAUCCCAACUGUGACUGUGAGCAAUGACUUCAUCACUGUCUGGUGUGACACCACCACCACUAACAGUCAUGUCACUGUACAACACUUUGGCAUCGGGCUUCACUGUUUACUGUGACAUCUGUGUUGCUGCUUCUUGCAACAUCUGCAUCUGGUGCAACCACGAGCUGUCGUGGCGUCCCGUUCUCACAUGGUGAUGUCGUUGCUUCUUGUUGCGAUAUUAGUGCUGUAUGCUAGGACACUUAACCACCUCUCACUGUGACAUCAGCAGGCAGACAACAAGACACUGAUAGUCAGAGACAGUCAUAUGGCCUAUAUGGAUUUGCUAAAAUACAUAUUAUAUAUAUAAUAUAUAAUAUCACUGACUGUUAUAUUAAUAACAGUCAGAAAUCCAACAGUUGGGAUAGAAAAAGACCACAGAAGGGGAUCUGUGCUGCAGCUGAGAAUUACCUUACAGGAAUGCUCUGUUCCAACAGAUUUAUGACACUGUAUUGUGGGAUGUCUCAGGUAGGCUGGUAUUUUGAUUGUCGAACAGAACUCAUUGAAUCGUUGAUCAUUUGCAGGCCAUGUCCACACUAAUCCAGACUGACAAUCCAGAUGUCAAAUUGGAUCUACUUUUCUCAGUUCUGGCCUUCUUUCCACACUGGACCAUCAAAAACUGACUUUUAAGAAAAUCCUCCAGUUUGGAUAAAGUUGAAUCUGUUUCUGUAGCAUUUUGUUGUAUAAGAACAUUAUACAUUUUUAGAAAUUUAGAUAUAAAACACUAUGUGAUCUGGUGUAAAGCUUCUGCCUCAAGUGUUCUGUUCUUGGUCUAAUACAGCAGCUUUAAACAGAAAAAAACAUAGAUGAAAUAUUUCAUUUUAUCUACUUUAGAGUGGACAUGGCUUCAUUCUGAGAGUUUCUCCUUUCAGUAUCUAAUUCCGUCUGCUUUACUGUAAUCAGUCGGUUGAAUGUAAG